Lodderomyces orthopsilosis Co 90-125 is the source of this 1599-nucleotide messenger RNA. RefSeq names its product oxygen-dependent protoporphyrinogen oxidase (gene HEM14). Lineage: Eukaryota; Fungi; Ascomycota; Pichiomycetes; Serinales; Debaryomycetaceae. The transcript has a single exon. The record is from RefSeq and is a predicted model, not a curated record. The coding region runs from base 1 to 1599 and encodes 532 amino acids. Gene Ontology annotation, molecular function: protoporphyrinogen oxidase activity, oxygen as acceptor. Gene Ontology annotation, biological process: heme biosynthetic process. Gene Ontology annotation, cellular component: mitochondrial inner membrane.
AUGUCGUUGAAAGUACUACCUAAGAACUCAAAAGUUGCUGUGUUAGGAGCAGGCAUCCUGGGACUUACGUUUACGUACUUCCUAAGUAAAUUACGAGCAGAUCUAAACUUUGAAAUAUUUGAGAAAUCCAAUCGACCUGGUGGAUGGAUGUCUCUGCCACGUCUUCAUGUUUCCGAUACCAAUGAGCCCGUCUUGUUGGAGAAGGGGCCACGAACAUUACGUGGAGUGAAGAAUGGAAGUUUAUUUAUGAUUGAUAUUUUACGAAGUUUAAACUUGCAAGACCAAGUGGAGGUUGUACAUAAAUCAAGUGAUGCUAAUCGCAAGUACAUAACUGAUGCCCAAGGUGAAAUUGUUCAAGUUCCCAAUUCGUUUAGAACAGCAGUUGAUUUCUUCAAACGUGUUCAAUGGGUUGAUGGAAAAUUGAUCAAAGGGUUGAUCAAGGAACCAUUUGUGAAACCAUUGGAUCAGGAUGAGACUGUGGAACAAUUUUUUAGAAGAAGAUUAGGCAGUACUGUGUUGACAGAUAAUGUUGCUAGUGCUAUCCUACAUGGAGUGUAUGCAGGUGAUAUUGGCAAAUUGAGUAUAAAAAGUGUAAUGCCAUUUUUAAAGGAUGUGGAGAACCAUUCGGGUUCAAUUGUGAAGCAUGUUUUGAAGUCAAUAAACAAGAAGAGGAAGAAGGAUGAGCCUGACUUGCCAGUAGAGUUGCAAUUAUACGAAAAAUUGAUUUCACCACAAGCGAAUUUACAAGCAUUGCAAAACGAUCUCAAAAUGUUUCCUAUGAUCAAGCUCAAAGAUGGGAUGGAAUCUUUACCAAAGCAUUUGGCUGAUUACUUAGUUAACAAUACGAAUACAAAAAUCCACUAUGGCACCCCAGUUGGACAAUGCGAUCCAAAAAAUGGACAGGUUAAUGGACAAUCAUUUGCUCAUAUCAGGAGUGCGAUCAAUACUCACUCAUUAUCUCAAUCUCUUCCACUGGGAAAUCCAUUAAUACCAGAACUAAAGUCGGUCCAAUAUGUUAGUAUUUUUUUGACUAAUGUGUACACCAAAAAGCCAAUUUUAUUGCCAAAAAAUAAAUCUGGAUUUGGAUUCUUGAGACCACGUCAUCUGAACAUUGACAAUAACCCACAAGCAUUACUUGGAAUCAUAUACGAUUCUGAUAUUGAAAAUAAUGUUCAAAGUCUAUUCACUGAAGAGAAAGUCACCCCCUGCGAAUACAACAAGAUAACUAUCAUGAUGGGAGGUCAUUAUUACAACAGUUGGAAUAUUCCUUCAAAUAAAUUAAACUUGAAGAUUGUGAAGGAUGUUUUGCAGGAAAAAUUGAAUGUGGAUUUAUCAAAGUAUACUGUCAAAAUCAUUGACGAAGGUGAAGAAUUAAAAGUAGACUCAAUCGGACCAAAUGAUAUCAUUUUAAGUUACUCCUUACACAAAGAUUGUAUCCCACAGUAUAAUUUAGGCUAUCAAGAGUUGAAAACAAAAGUGCUUGAUAUAUUGAAAAAGGAACAUUUUAAAUUAUCAUUUGGUGGAACUGUGUUUGCUGAAGGAAUUGGUGUUCCUGAUUGCGUUAGUAACUCAUUCACUGAUGCCGUCAAGUUAAUGUAG